GCACUUUUGGGUUGUUUUUUUUUCGCGUUUCACUGAUUUCAUAUCUCUUGUCCGCAUCCCAACACUAAGCAGGGCUUCCCGCGUUUCGCAUUGCGCGGCGCCACUAAAUUUAGAGCCGCGGCUCAGAAUCGACUCGCAUACAAAGUAAAAAUAGCAAGGAGGGAGACUUGCUUUCCACGCAGUUAAAACCCCGCGCAGACUUCGUCUGGGCUCCUUUCAGCUGACAGCAAAAGAGACCGAGACCGACCGACUGACUGACUGAAGACCAGCAUGUGGCCCACAGGCCCUGAACGACUGUAGCGACAGAGCGACACCUUGGACCUUUACGGAGAGUUGCGUUGGCUAACGCGAGGUUUGUAGACAAACCCCAAAAGGGAAACCCUCGGUCUGGACAAAAGACAUCAGGAUGUUGUCGAAGAAAGGCGAGCAGAGGUCGUUCGGCAACGGGCGCCUCCGAGACCAAUGGGAGAAGAGAGCGCAGACCAUCGCCGAGCAAUGCGAGCAAGAAGGCCGGCUCAGGGAGAAAAGUUCCCUCAAAUUGCUUUACUCCAAGUGGAACUAUCACUGGGCUCUGGCGGCCAACGGGGACACGAGCAAGGGCCAAACGUCCGACUUUCACGGGGUCACGUCGGAGGAAGGGGAAAAAAACAAGCCCAAAAUCAAAUUCAAAAUCGUACCUCCCCCACCUCCCCCACCCAAAAAUAAAGCGCCGGCCCGUCCUCCGGCGAGAGCGCCGCCCCAACCUCUCCUACUGAAGCGGAAAGUCCAAGUGGACGUCUUCCGCUUGCACUGGAAAGACUCCUGGAUGAGUCUGAAAGCACCAAAGUAUCUUUUUCUGAAAGCCGACGAGGCAAAAAACAAAAUUCGAGGAUUUACGAGGAUUGACGUGGUCAUCAGAGACCACAAGUACAAACCCGCGCAACGGGCAUCGCGCCCCGAGUGCACGUCCGCUCUCGACUGGAGACCGUCCUGGAAGCAGGUCAAGGUCGCGACCCCGUCGGCGAGUUCGGGGCGCAAACAAUUCCAAUGGGAUAUUUUGUUGGACAGAGAUGCCGUCCCCAAGCCCGAAAUCCAAAUCUAUCAACUUCCCGUCUGGGCCGGCACCUGGAAAAUUAUGAACUUUGCCUUCAGACAAGAGAAGCAAAAGUGGGAUGGCGGGUGGCCCGCUUUCCAACGACCUUUCCCCGACAAGGUCGACGACGCGCGGAAACCGCCGGAGCAGGUUUGGGCCGCAGCGACUUUCCCUUGAUGACGCGUAAUUGCCAAAUGAUUUCCACGCACGCCGUGCGACUUGUGUCUCACAUAGGAGGCGCCUCCGGGGUGGGGGGAAUCGUGGAGGCUUGCAAAAGCGAGCGUUGGAGCCCGAGAUCGCUCGUGGUUGGAGCUCACCUUGGAAAGGGCGGAGAUAAAUCAGGUGCUGCUGCCCGGGUGGAACGCGUCCUGGACGAUCGCCGCCGCUGCCCGGGAGGAAGGAGAAGAUCAUGAAAAGAUUUGGAGCUCCUGUUGGCCUUUCGGGCUGCAGCUGAGGUGGCGCAAGUCUUCACUCCAAUCCCAUCAAAGGCACGGCGACUUGAUGACCAGGAGGCGGAAGAUUCUCAACUGGCUCCUCACCGCAGAACUUCACCGUGCCAAUGUGGAUCCCGCCGAGUGGCGGGAUUCUUGGAGGACUCGGGAAAGAGGGAACCCGGCUGAAGAGGACAAUGCCGCAGAGGUUUCUGAAUUACUUACGGACACCGAGGAAGAGGAUGAAGGGGUGCGCGAUGAUGAAGGCAGCGAAGAUGAUAAAGAGGAAGAUGAAGGCGUGGAUGAGGAAGAGGAAGAGGAAGCGGAGGACGCCCAGCUUGAAGACAACCGAGAGGACGUCAAGCCAAAGAUGGAAACACCCAACAGGGAACUUGUUGAAAUUGAGCCCGAGGAGGACGAUCCAGAAGAUGAAGAUGAGGAAAAGCAGGAAUCGGAUGAGGACGACCAAGAGCUCGAAGAAGACGUCGAAACGCGCGAGACGAAACUGCUCAAUAAUCACAUGGACCUUCGCAAUCGGGACGAGGAUGAAGAUGGAGACAGCGGCGUGACCGACGACGAAAAGGAGGAGCGAGGAAACGCCGUCCGCGAAGCGCGAGAGUACGAGAACGUCUCACUGCAGCUCAAAGAGAUCUUCAGGAUGAUGACAAACAAAAGGGAGAAGGACCAGGAGGAAACGGAUGAAGACAAAGACCGAGCAGCCGCUAAAAGGUGGCCAGGUGGGACCGACCGGGAAGAUGGAGACCAGGCGGCUUACCUUCAGGAGGAGGAGGAAGGACAAGCGCAAGGGGGAGAAGAUCAGAUCGAGGAGGAAGAGGAGGAGGAGGAGAACCGCUGGGGCGGGGGCGGGGUCGAGGACGAUCUGGAGGAGAAAGAUCUCACAAGACAUAUUGAGGAGGGAUCUCUCGGCCAAGACCAAAGAGCCGAGGAGGUCGCGGCACUCAACAAGGAAGACGACGCCAACCGAGAGCAGCAAAACAAGUCCGGGAAGUCCAUCGCACGCAAAUCCAAGGCGCCACUUCACCUGCGCUUCCACAAAGCCAACGCCGCCUUGUCCUCGUGGACGCGCUCCUGGAUGGUGGCGGUGGCUCACAGGAGAAGCGACGGAGAGGACGAAGCCGAGCGCGACCGUGGAGAUCAGGAGGAGCUGAAGGCAUGGCGGGAAUCCUGGAGGAUGCGCUACCGGGGAAAGCCGCGCGAGGAUGAAGAGGUGUCGUUCUCCGCAGUGCACCGGCGAGUCAAAGGACUCGUGGACCGAGACCACCGCCUGCUGGAGACAAAAUGGACUCUCAGCUGGAAGAUGACCAACAGGUGUGAAGACGCAAAAUGAGCAG
Molecule: messenger RNA, 2855 nt
Organism: Hippocampus zosterae (dwarf seahorse)
Lineage: Eukaryota; Metazoa; Chordata; Actinopteri; Syngnathiformes; Syngnathidae
Product: cilia- and flagella-associated protein 251-like
Exons: 5
Coding region: 1574-2851 (425 amino acids)
Source: RefSeq, a predicted model, not a curated record